Phymastichus coffea is the source of this 960-nucleotide messenger RNA. RefSeq names its product (5R,7aS)-5-hydroxy-7a-methyl-1-oxo-2,3,5,6,7,7a-hexahydro-1H-indene-carboxyl-CoA reductase-like. The transcript has 8 exons. Bases 1 to 960 code for a protein of 319 amino acids. Lineage: Eukaryota; Metazoa; Arthropoda; Insecta; Hymenoptera; Eulophidae. The record is from RefSeq and is a predicted model, not a curated record. Gene Ontology annotation, cellular component: cytoplasm. Gene Ontology annotation, molecular function: oxidoreductase activity, acting on the CH-OH group of donors, NAD or NADP as acceptor.
AUGACAAGAGGGAAAGCCGCAGCCGCAAGCUCGCCGAGAAUCGUCGUGCCGGGCAACUGUCGCGAGCAUAUUCCUCCAAUAAUGUCAGCGGAGUGUCGAGUGGCAGUGGUCGUCGGCGGUUGCUCGGAUUCCGGAUUAGGCUUGGUCGCCGCGGAGCGGCUGCUGCAUCACGGCGCUAAAAGGGUGAUCCUCGCGGACGCGUCGGGCGCUUCGGCCGCCGAGAGACUUUGCGCGGCUUACGGCAAGGGACGCGCCAAGUUUUAUCCCUGCGACCCGAAGAACUCCUGCCAAGUGGAGGGCAUCUUCGAGUGUUCGCACUGCCGAGAGGAGAACGUCAGCAUCCUCGUCAACGACCUCGACGCCAUUCAGCGUCUGCCCGACUCGCCGAUGAACUCGUGUCCCGGCGACACUAAACACAGCAACGCGAAGCGCAUCACGAAAAUCGCGCUGGAGGUGAUGCCUCGGAAAUGCAAAUCGAGCGGUGGCAUAAUCGUCAACUGCGCCUCCAUACUGGGCUUUAUGGGAUGGCCGGACAACCCACAGCCGGUGUACUGCGGCAGCGAGCCCGUCAUAGAGACCAGCCUACGACUCGCGGCGAGUUUUCCAGUGGAGCAGACGGGAAUACGGCUGGUUGCCCUGUGUCCCUCUAAUAGAAGCUUUGAGGCCAUCGGACUGCCUGAUAUGCCUGACAGCGCGACGAUGCGCGACGAGGCGUCGCCUUGCCAAACGAGAAGCUGUACUCCCGAUCCGCGUAGAGACAGAAGCCGCGUGGGUCACGCGCUCGCGCACCUGACGGCGCGAGCCCCGACCGGAACCGCCUGGCUCAUCGAGCCGCCCUUCACCGCUCGCGAACAGCCCCAGCUGCUACUUCCCCGAUCUACCAAUGCCGAGGAAUGUUCGAUCGCGCAGACUUUAGACUCUCCACCUACGCGAGAUGUUCAGUGCUCGUGUAAAUCGUAA